This is a messenger RNA of Rhopilema esculentum, 4011 nucleotides long. RefSeq names its product 2-amino-3-carboxymuconate-6-semialdehyde decarboxylase. Gene Ontology annotation, molecular function: hydrolase activity; carboxy-lyase activity. The record is from RefSeq and is a predicted model, not a curated record. Gene Ontology annotation, biological process: secondary metabolic process. Gene Ontology annotation, cellular component: cytosol; cytoplasm. NCBI's taxonomy places the organism in Eukaryota, Metazoa, Cnidaria, Scyphozoa, Rhizostomeae, Rhizostomatidae.
ACUCUGCUUACAAAAAUAACCCUAGUGGCUGAGGUUUGUUGCAAUAACACGUAGUUUGGUUCUAACCCGGCUACCAGGGAUUUAUUUCUUUCAAGGAAAAUGAUGGUAAUUUCUCCAAAAAAAUCGUUUUGCUCCAGAUUUUUGGGGGGGUCCUGUCCCCCCCGUCCCCCCCGGGAUUUACGGCCCUGUAUGGUGUCAUAAUCUGCUCGUAAGCAUAAGGGGCCGCGCAACAUAUUUAAAAAACUGAAUACAACCAACUUGUGCUUUAACAGGUUUUGGAACCAAGCUUUACAUUACUUAUCACUGCGUGAAUGAUAAGUAAUGAUAAGUAAAUAUUUAAUCUUCCUUUCUUUUUUAUUGAAUCUUCGGAAUAUUUGAACCCAUUGGUAAUUUUAAUCCUUCAGCCAGAGGGGCGUAUCUAGUACCUUACCUCUGUCCCCGUAAUUGAACCUAAGAAGAAUAAUUUCUACAACAAUUGAGCAAAAAAUUCUAAUUUUUCAUAUACAGAGCAAUAAAUGUAUUUUUCGGAUCAUGUAUUGGAUUUUAUCUAGCUACAGUGGCAAAGUUUUCAGCUUUCAAAAAAUUUGUCAAUAACUCAUGAAAUUGUUUCUAUUUCUAAGAAGCGAGAAAAGUGAUACAAGGACGGGGCGAAUAGCAAGAGAGGCUAUUUUCCUUGUUGGCUCAGGGUCAGAGCACAGUUUGGUUGCGCAGUGAGGUUCAAUAACCGAUUUAUUCAGUAGAGCUUGAGUAGGGCUAGCUUUUUUUCGAAUUUUGAUCCGUUCAUAUGAUUCAGGGUACACACUUUGUAUAAGAAAAUAGUCUAUAAGAAUAUUAAGGCUCAAGAUCGCUGAAAUUUAAGAAUAGUUUAAGAAUAAUGCAACGCUCAAGCUUCAUCAAGAAUCAAAUUUUUGGUUUAUUUGAGUUUUGUUUAAAGCAAGAAAGAUGCGAGUUUCACGCUAUCUGUCUUUAAGUUGACGUAUUUGGCCUUGGAGUUAUUUUGACACUAUUAUGCGACUCAGUGACACCUUGUAUUUUUAAGAAUGAUUCAAGAAUGUUGUGGCUCAGCAAAAAUUAGCUAUUCUAAAAAAAGGUGGGAAUGUGAAAAAUACUUGGGUACAAACACGUUGAUGUGUCAAUAGAUGUUUAAAAAUGUUUGGAUUGAUACAACAAUAGCUUGCUGCGAAACAUAGUGAGGAUCAGUUACACCCGCUACGCGGGUACGCAAUAGCCCUUAUAUUUGGAAAAAAUUAACAUUAGCCUCGGCGAAGACAAGAUUUCUCUUGAACCCCAGAGGAAUAAUAGUAACAUUAGCCUUGGUAAAAACAAGAAUUCGGUCCAGCCUACCAAUGAAUUUCCCUCUGAAGAAAAUACGACGAAAGACGAUUAAAGAGCCUGGCCUCUAUGUCUAAUUGAACGAAUAGAGAAGGGAGUUGGGAUCAGGUGAUGAAAAAGCAACUUGGUUUGCUACAACAAAUUUUGGUAAACAAUUUCACUUGCACUCCUGUGACUAUCGCUAGGAAGGGGGGAGACCCUACUCCCUUCUAUCUCAGGCGAACCCGUGUAAAUAAAUAUAGGGGCUAUUUCAUGCCCACGUGGAUGCCUAUUACCACACCCUAUAUAAGGAACAUUCAUCUUCUCUAAAACAAAAAACAGGAAGUCAUCAAUACAUUAAUGUUCAGUGAUCGAAAGUUACAAUCGUUGUACAGUGCAAUGAUAAUAAAUAAUAUCAAAAGCUUCCAAGUACACUUUGGUUGAACAGGAGACUAGCCCCAGUUAUGCCUGCUAUGCGGGAAUUUCCCUCAGCAAAGACAAGAAUUCUGUUGAAGCGCCCAAUGAAUUAUAGGAAAAUUUGCCUCUGAAAGAAAAGACAAAAACGUCUAGCAUCUUUGUCAAAUUGAAUGGACACGCCCAUAGAAAUGGACACGCUCAUAGAAAUGGACAAGCCCAUUGAAAUGGACACGCCCUGUAGGGUUCAUGUGAUAAAAAGCAGCUUGCUCUGCUGAAAAAAAUUCGUAAGAAAAAUUCACCCGCACUCAUGUGACACCCAUUUUCCCCUCUUUCCCCCUUCCUUCUCUCUCUUCCUUCCCUCCCUCCAACAUUUCUUUUUUCUUGAAUUUAUUGUUUUUUCUUUGAUUAAUAACUGGGACUUCGGCAAGUCAAGUCUCCACCGAGGGUUUGGUUUGUCUUUUUGUCUUCCAGGAAUUUGGCGCCCGGCCUCCCAGUCAUGCGCCAGAUUGAAUCAGAGGCAAUCAGGGGCUUGGUUCAGAGGGUUUGGUUAUAUCUUGCUUCUUCCGAACCCUACUAGGCCCAGGUGGUGAAUUGCCGGUGUUUUUGUUCGGAAAAGGUGGCGGUAUGAAAAUAGAUGUCCACAACCACAUUCUGCCAGAGUCGUGGCCUAAUCUAAAAGAGCGAUAUGGAUAUGGUAAUUGGAUUCAACUUCAAAAAUGCACUGGAAGGAAGGAUGCAGACAUGAUGAUCGAUGAUAAGUUCUUUAGAAAAGUUCAGCCUAAUUGCUGGUCCCCAGAAGAGAGACUGAAAGAAAUGGAUGAAACUGGUGUUACUGUUCAAGUCUUGUCUACAGUUCCUGUGAUGUUCAGUUACUGGGCAAAACCAGAAGAUACGUUAGACUUUUGCCAGCUCAUCAAUAAUGAUCUUAAAAACACAGUUGAUAAAUAUCCAAAAAGGUUUUUGGCUCUGGGAACGCUACCUAUGCAGGCUCCGGAAUUGGCAGUGAAAGAAUUAACGAGAUGCAUCAAGGAGCUCAAAUUCCCAGGCGUUGAAAUCGGAUCUCAUAUCGGCGAUUGGAAUCUUGAUGCAGAGGAGCUGAUGCCAUUCUGGAAGGCAGCUGAGGACCUUGGUGCUUGUGUAUUCGUGCAUCCUUGGGAUAUGCAGCAAGAUGGUCGAAUGAGCAAAUACUGGCUGCCAUGGCUGGUUGGAAUGACUUCAGAGACAUCCAUUGCUAUUUGCUCUAUGAUUUUUGGUGGCGUUUUGGAGAAAUUUCCGAAACUCAAAGUCUGCUUUGCCCAUGGAGGUGGCUCUUUUCCUUUGAUAAUUGGGCGCGUUGAGCAUGGAUUCAAUGUGCGGCCAGACCUCUGUGCAGUUAACAACAAAAUCAAUCCAAGAAAAUACAUUGGGCAGAUUUACACAGACUCAUUAGUUCACGAUGCAGAUGCUCUGUCACAUCUAGUAAGAACAAUUGGCGAGGAUAAAAUAAUGCUUGGUAGUGAUUAUCCAUUUCCACUCGGGGAACACCACCCUGGACAGCUGAUUCAAUCCAUGCCAGGAUUUAGUGACGAGCUAAAGGACAAACUUCUGGCUCAGAAUGCCGUUGAUUUUUUUGGUAUUGACAGAUCCUUCUAUGAAGCCUAGUAGCAAAGACAAACGUCAAGCAAUCAAAUCCCAUUGUAGUGCUCGAGGUUUUUGUCUUCAUCGAACACUUGGUUUAUUGUCGCUUGUACCUUGCAUCUCAAUGGUAUGAACUUGUCUUUAGUGUGCGUGCGAUUUGUUCUACUUUGUAGGCUACAACAUUCCCCCUGGGUUUAUUUUUAUUUUUAUUCGCCUUUACGUUGUUUCGCAAAAUUUUUGCCAAUUUUUGUUUCUUCCCUAAUUAAUUAUGUUUCAUGUUUUGUGAGUAAAACUAAUGUUUUAAGGGGUGGCCAAACGAACACAACAUUGUUGAUCAAACAUGAAAAAAAGAGAUGUUUUACGAAACGUUUGAUGGAAAUCAAAUUUUGCAAAACAUCGUAAAACACCGUAAAACAUCGUAAAACAUUGUAAAACAUCGUAAAACAUCGUAAAACUUGGCUUCGUUAAUUUUGCAAUGAAAGAAUAUGUUUCUUUAUCAGUGGGUGUAAACGGGUAUGCGUUUUCGUGUAAUUAGUUUCGUAAUUGAAACCAAAUCUUUUAGAUAGCUGUCUACUUGUGAAAUAGAUUUUAACCAAAUUGUAAUAAAUAAUUUAGGUCGGUGACUGAUCGUAGUAUUUAUGUGAUAUCCCAGGAAUUCAGUACUUA